UCGUCAAUCAAUAUCCAAUGCAAAUUAUAUAUAUAACUGAUUUUUUAAGACACAUGAUUCAUUAACAAGAAACAGCUGAGACACUUCCAUCGACCAAUUGGCUCAUUUAACCCGGUUUUAUUAAUGGGUUACGCGAGAGAAAAGCACGCCAGAAAACGUGAUCGCAUUUUAUCCGAUUGCACGCGUGCCGCGAAUUGCACUGAUAAAAAAAUGUAUAUCUGAACACGUUCUCGUAAAUUACGUUUGCUUUUUUAUCCAACGUGAAUGAACAGCCGGAUACCUGACGCAAUUAGUUCUGUUCCAAUAGCAACAAGAAGUACCGGGCGUCGAAAGAUCGCUACCUAAAUCAACUGGGGCUUCUAUUUUCGUUCUGAGAGAAGCGAGGUUAACUCCAUCACGUCGAGCGCAGUCGUCUCUUCAGUUCGUCGUGUCGGAUAUGCUCGCGAGUGACCGGAAUCAUGACAAGAUCUCUACGAUCACGACAACCGACCCUGGUAACGAACCCGCCGAUUUCGACAGAGCCAUAUCUACGACCGGAUAUGGAUUGUUUAAUGUGCUAUUACUACUGGCGGUGCUGCCAAUUGCAUGGGCCGCCGUUUUUGACACUACCUCUAGCGCAUUCAUCUUGGCAUCGGCAGAAUGCGACCUUCAGCUUAUUACAUAUUUUCGUAAAGGCAUGCUUGUCGCAUUUCCUUACGUAGCUAUGACGAUGUCUGCUUUUUUAUGGGACUACAUAACGCCCUAUAUAAGUGUGAAAACGCUGUUCAUCCUCGCAUCAUUAGGUGAUUCAAUUUUGAAUAUUGUGAGCAGUGCGGUACAGAAGUAUUACAUAUUUCUACUAGUCAAAUUUAUGAGUGGAAUUUGCGUAGGCGGCCCGUUAGCGAUGGCGAUGACGUACCUGACGGAAUUCCAUUCGACGAGGUAUAAGCCCCGCUUUACCAUAUGGACGGGAUUUCUCUUCGCCAUGGCGAAUAUCAUACCAGCAGCUCUGGGCAUGAUAAUAUUACCGUUGGAUUGGCACAUCGAAAUCCUUAAGCAAGACUACAAUUCUUGGCGUAUAUAUCUACUGAUCUGCUCGAUACCUUCCGUCGUCGGUCUCUUGACAGCGUUCAUGUUACCGGAAAGCCCUAAGUAUCUCAUGGCAAUUGGCAGGUCAGAUGCUGCCUUGAAAUUGCUUAAGAGAAUAUAUUGUAUGAACACUAGGCAGCCUGCGGAUACGUUCCCGAUAAAAGCGCUGUUCGUUCAGCAAAAGACGCAAUUGGCGCGUCCCAUGCUCGAAGCGAGCCUCGAGAGGAUGCGCAUCUCGUUGUACAACACAAAAUUACUAUUGACAACGACGGCAUACCUGCCUGCCUUCGGCUUCGUAAGUUUCCUCCAAUUUGGAAGUAUGCUCGGAUUUAACACGAUGAGGCUAUGGGUGCCGCAUCUCUUUAUUAUUCUCAACAACUUUGAUCAGGACAAUUGGACGCUGAAGCACAGGCGGCAGCCGACCAUAUGCGAGAUGCUGGAUGUUAACGCAACCUUACCGGCCAGGCAAUAUUUGAAUUGCUCGAACUUUGACGACGUAUGUUUGAGGUGGACCAUUAAUCCCGACGUUUAUCGAAAUUCCACCAUCAUCGCAUCGUCAGCUGUUCUAUUCUCAUUUCUCGCCGGAUUCAUAAUGACUACCAAGCUUCGAAAACAGAUCAUAAUGCUCAUGGCCCUCCUGAUAUCGGCGGCAAGCAGUUUCGGAAUAAAUUGGGCGCAGUCUUCGCCGUAUAUGCUGACGCUGGCGGCGGCGGUUAUCGUGACGACAAGAAUAGCGGGUAAUAUCGUUACCGCGGUGAAUGUCGACGUUAUUCCCGUCCCAUUAAGAGUCACGAGCACCAGUAUCCUAGUGACCAUUGGAAAUAUUGGCGCUAUCUUGGGAAAUCUAAUUUUCUCCGCGCUUCUGGACACCGAAUGCAUCAUAGCUUUCGUAGGAUUGGGCUGUUUUUUCUCAGUAUGCUUCUGCGUAUCUCUAUUCUUUCCGCAAUCUGUGAAAGAAUCGCCGGCGAAACUUGCUGAGAUUAGCACAUCAAAAUCAUGAAGAGAGCAACACACAAACAUUUCGAAGUCGUACCUACAAAAUUGUAGAAAUUCAAUUAAAUGUGUAGUUGCUUGAGAAAGCUUGGCUAGGCUGUGAUAUUUAUCUAAAACUAUUUAUCGAAGAAAGAAUUUAGGAAAAAAAUAUAAAAUAUAAAAUAAGAAAAAUUCAACGCUAAAUAAAUCUGACUUUCUUUCCUCCUUGGGAAAAAUAGACGUAAUAUAAUUUUUUAUAGAAUA
Messenger RNA from Monomorium pharaonis (pharaoh ant), 2304 nucleotides. RefSeq names its product synaptic vesicle glycoprotein 2B. Gene Ontology annotation, cellular component: membrane. Gene Ontology annotation, molecular function: transmembrane transporter activity. Gene Ontology annotation, biological process: transmembrane transport. NCBI's taxonomy places the organism in Eukaryota, Metazoa, Arthropoda, Insecta, Hymenoptera, Formicidae. The record is from RefSeq and is a predicted model, not a curated record. The coding region runs from base 437 to 2068 and encodes 543 amino acids. The transcript is spliced from 12 exons.